Messenger RNA from Arabidopsis lyrata subsp. lyrata, 556 nucleotides. RefSeq lists its product as uncharacterized. The transcript has 3 exons. The annotation marks the transcript as partial. The record is from RefSeq and is a predicted model, not a curated record. Lineage: Eukaryota; Viridiplantae; Streptophyta; Magnoliopsida; Brassicales; Brassicaceae. Gene Ontology annotation, molecular function: oxidoreductase activity.
AUGAUUUUCACAGGAAGUGGAAUAAGUGGAUUAGGGAGUGCUUACGUACUUGCAAAUCAAGGAGUUAAAGAAGUUGUGUUGUACGAGAAAGAAGAGUCAUUAGGAGGUCAUGCUAAAACGGUGCGUUUUGAUGGCGUUGACUUGGAUCUUGGUUUCAUGGUCUUUAAUCGUGUUACAUAUCCAAACAUGAUGGAGUUCUUCGAGAACCUUGGAGUAGACAUGGAGGUUUCAGACAUGUCUUUCGCAGUGAGCCUUGACAAUGGCAAAGGUUGUGAAUGGGGAAGCCGCAACGGUGUCUCGGGCUUAUUUGCUCAGAAGAAGAACGUUUUAAAUCCGUAUUUCUGGCAAAUGAUCAGAGAAAUUGUUAGAUUUAAAGAAGACGUUUUAAAAUACAUCGAGGAGCUUGAGGGUAACCCCGAUAUUGAUCGAAAGGAAACCUUAGGAGAAUUCCUCAAUGCUCGCGGAUACUCUGAGUUGUUUCAGAAAGCUUACUUGGUGAGGUUCUUUUCUUUAAUGGAUCAGUCAAAAUGUUACUUGAAGUUUUCUUGGACAAGAA